Durotheca rogersii is the source of this 2888-nucleotide messenger RNA. Its product is annotated as YL1-domain-containing protein. Lineage: Eukaryota; Fungi; Ascomycota; Sordariomycetes; Xylariales; Xylariaceae. Gene Ontology annotation, cellular component: nucleus. The transcript has 2 exons. Bases 147 to 2852 code for a protein of 901 amino acids. The record is from RefSeq and is a predicted model, not a curated record. Gene Ontology annotation, biological process: chromatin remodeling; regulation of DNA-templated transcription. Gene Ontology annotation, molecular function: ATP-dependent H2AZ histone chaperone activity.
ACCUAUGGGCAUUUUUUCCGCUGACAUUCCGGCGCAUCACCAUCCAGCCUUCAACACCUGUCUCGAGAUGCCGACAGUCAUUACCUAUUAUCGGUGCCGAAUUUAAUGACAUGAACGGGCUUGUCAACUGAAGGUGUCCACUAGAGAUGGCAACCCGGAGGGACGAGCGACGCGCGACAACAACUCAAGCUGAACCCGAUCCCAGCAACACCGACUUGAGCAGCAGCGAAGAUGGCCACUCAGGCGAUGAGGAUGCCUCUCCGUCAGUGGAGUGGCUAGUGACGGGGCGAGCCAAACGAUCCACCGCUGGCAAUCGCAUGAAGUCUAUGAUUGCUGCCGAAGAACCCGAUGACGACCUCGAGCUCCUCUUUGCCGAAGAUGAAGACGAUGCCGGUUUCACUGAUGCGGGGGAUGAUGCCUCCGACGUACAUAUGGACUCGUCGUCUGACGACGAGGACGCGCAAGAAAAUGCCGACGAAUUGGAUGGCGAAAAGGAGCUGGAGAAACAGGCGCGCGAAAGCCGGCAGGCUGCGCGGAAGAGAAAAGCUCAAGAGGCCAUCCCCAUGAAAUUCCGCAAGAAGGUCAAGAUUGCUCCCGAGCCGAACCCGAGGCCCAAGAAGAAAUCGGAAAGGAUUAGCUGGCUGCCGUCACCAGCCGACAUGCCAACGCGCGCCUCGAAGCGAGAAACCACCAUGCUUAGUAAAGAGCAAUUGCACCAACAAAUGAUCGAGCGCGAGGUCAAACGUCUCAAGCAGGUCGAGGCUAUGGAAAAGAAGGCUAAGAAGAUGGAAGCGCUGAAGAAGCCGCCCAUGACACAGGCCCAGAGGCUCGCCGAGGCUGCCAUCGUCGAGAAGAAGAAUGCCAAGAGCUUGAAUCACUGGGAGGAGGCUGAGAAGCAACGGGAAGAGGAACGAAAGGCCAAAUUGGCUGCCUUGAAUAACCGGACCCUCAACGGUCCCGUGAUCACCUUCUGGAGCGGAGUCGGGGAGUGGGUGGAUGGCAAGCUGAAGCACAUCGGCAAAAUUGUCACGAUCGAAGAGAAGCCGGUCAGAAAGAAGCGAGCUUCCGUCGUCGAGCAAGAAAUGACGGGGGAAUCUACCAGCAAAGAGGGGGUCGUGUCCGAAGAGCCCGCGCAAUCUGCAGUAGGCGAGCCCGCCGACGACGAGCCAGCGGCGGCACUGGCGCCGACAGCAACUGGGACGCAGGGGCCUAGAGGAAAUCGGUCUGAUGACCGGGUUGCACCUGCGACUGAGGCUGUCAAGGAUGCAGCUGAAAGUGAGAAGUCCGCCCCCAUGACGCACACUAUGGCCACCUUAGCUCCUCUACCACCGCCGACGCCGCUGCCACAACCACCAUCAUCAUCCCAAGAGACAAUCGACACGCAUCUUACCGCACCAUCUCCGGCUCCAAUUGCAGCUCCAAAUGUCGCUCCGGUUUCGAUUCCGAGCGCAGUUUCGAGUGCUGCGCCACGGCAUGAGGUGCCGAUCUUAAACCAACCGAAUCCCCAGACACAAGAGAGGAAGGCCACCGAAACGAUGCUCCCAGAGGCGAAACCGCCGAGCAUGCUUCCUCCGACGACAGUCGGCUAUACUACAAGCAUGUUUGCUCUUCCCUCGCAACCGCCACUUAUGAAGCCUCCAGAGCUGAAACCGCCCUCGAGUAGUUUCUUGGCCCCUCCAGCCGGAAUUACUCAGGGUGGGCUUUCUAUGCCUAUGAUCGGUUAUCAUACUAUGUCUAACAUGAACAAGCCUUUGGCUGUUCUAGCACCCCCUAAUACUGGGCAGAGGCAAUCGCCUCUAUCCAUGCCCCAGGCAGGAUCUAUGCCUCAGAUAGGAGCUUCUGCCCCCUCUUCCGCUCCCCCUUCCGCUCCCCCCUCUGCGUCGCCGCCGCCUCCUUCCAUCCAACCCAUAGCAAAACCGCCGUCCGCCGAGACACCUACCCAAACUCCCCGACGUGCGUCAACAAAGCCCCCUCUGAGUGCUAGCAAGCCUACCAAGGUUAAUGCCCAGCGGCAGCAGGCUAAGGAGUCCCCGCCUCCUCCGCCGUCGCCUCCUGCUAAUGGUAAAGCCACGCGGAACUGCAUCAUCCUCCGGAAUUUCAAUGAGAAUGCGGUGAAGGAAAAGGCCGUACAGAACCAGAUUCUGUUCGGCAAGGAUAUGGCAAAGCUCCCUAAGCCGACACCGGCACCUCGAUGUGUUAUCACUAACCACCCAGCGCGCUAUCGGGAUCCCAAGACCGGGCUCCCCUAUUAUAAUGCGCACGCAUUCCAGGAGAUCCGGAAGGUAGAGCGGGGUGAGUAUAAAUGGAGUCGACUGAUAGAGGCGUGGGUGGGGAGCGGCUCGUAUGCAGCGAGAGGGGUGCCGGCUCGGUUCUUGGACCCCAGCGCGCCAGGACCGCCGAAGGCGGAAACGAAGCCUUCGGAAGAUCCCCCAAGUGAUAUGCCUGCUCCAGAGCCGAACCAGGGGGUCAUAGGAGCCGCACCGGCAACACCGGUAACAAUGACAGUGCCGGUGACACCAAAGGGAAAGCCUACAUCCUUGGAUCUAGCACCUCCUACGCCGACCGCUACUACUAUAGUAGAUUUACCUCCACCUCCAACUCUAACUUCAUCCUUCGUACCAGUGGCCGCGCCGACAUCAAUCCCCACGUCAGCACCGGCGUCAGCACCGGCGCUCGCAUCAGUUGCCACCCCGGCUCCGGCGCCGACUAUCCCCGCACAGGGGGAGGCGCGGGCCCCGGAAACGACACCAGUUUUAACAGCGCCUUCAGACCCGGCCCCGGCUACCACCUUAGCCCUGGCGACCCCAGCUGCGGCAACGAGUACAUCAGCGAUCACAGCAGGGGAUCAAUAGGAGCGCGUGGCAUCGCCACGCUGGGUAUCAUUUUAA